UCCGCCCCCCGCCUCGCCGCCGCCUCCCGACUCGGCCCGGCGUGCCGGCACCCCCGCACCCCCCGGAACACCCCACGGCGGAGGAAGGAGUCCAUGUUGGGGAACUUGGCGGAGUGACGGGGGCCUAGGGACCUGCGGUGGGGCCGCCGCGGGAGCAAGCGCCUCGACCUCGGCCUGAGGAAAUCGUAUUCCAAGGAGAAAUGAAGAAGAAAACUGUAUACACCAUACAUGUAGGAGAUCAGGAUUAUGAAGAUAUGGAAGGUGAAGAAAACAGAGAUAAUACUGCUGCUACUGGUCUCUUGUACAGUGAAGAUGACAGAUGUCCAAUAUGUCUUAAUUGCCUAUUAGAGAAGGAAGUUGGUUUUCCAGAUAGCUGCAAUCAUGUCUUCUGUGUGACUUGUAUUCUUAAAUGGGCAGAGACACUGGCUUCUUGUCCUAUUGAUCGAAAACCUUUUCAGGCAGUGUUUAAAUUCAGUACAUUGGAAGGUUAUGUUAAGAUUCAAGUAAAAGGAGAGUUGAGAGAAACAAAAGAUAAAAAAAAUGAAAGUUCUUUUAAGAAACAGCUGUCCUGUCAUGAAAAUUUUAAAAGCUAUAUAAGGAAGAAAGCCAUUAUAAGAGAAGAUCUCUUAAGUUUAAAGUUUUUUGACUUGAAGAUGAUACAUAGAAACUCUUCAUACAGAAAUGAACCAAGAGGAAAGAAAAAUGUAGCUAUAAAGAUAAAUAAGCCUCAAAGAUCAAAUCAGUGUAUAAGUCAGUGCUUUAGAAGUUCUUUCUGCAAUAUGUUUUCUUCUAGUAGUAAUACUGGAGAACCUUCUUUCACCUAUAGGACUUACUGUACAGAAUUUUUAGAAGUCAAUGAAAUCAAUGCGUUGAUAAGGCAGAAGAGACAGGAACUAGAACUGUCAUGGUUUCCUGAUAUAAUACCUGGAAUUGGAAGAAUUGGUUUUAUUCCCUGGAAUGUUGAAGUCCUUCCUCUCAUUUCUUCUGUGUCACCAAGAAUGAUUUUUCCAACAAGUACCAUAUCAUUGGAACAUUUUGGUACGUAUUACAAGGGAUAUGCAGUAGCACAUACUCAAGAAGGAGAAGAAAAGAAGCAAACUUCUGGUACAUCAAAUACCAGAGGAUCAAGGCGAAAGCCUACAGCAACACCUCCUACAAGGAGAUCUACACGGAAUAUGAAAGCUGAAACUGUUGGUCAAUCUCAAAGAUCGUCAGUAUCAAGUAGUUCUGGGUGUGAUGCCCCAGGUAACAGUAAUCCACCUUUGAAUGUUUCCUCAUCAGCUGAGUUAGAGAAGCAAACAAGACAGGCCCCAAAACGGAAGCCUGUAAGAAGAGGAAGAAAACCACCAUUAUUGAAAAAGAAACUUCGGAGCUCUGCACCUCCUCCUGAAAAAUCAUCUUCCAGUGAUUCAGUAGAUGAAGAAGCAGCAGAAUCUGAUGCGCCACCUAUGUUAGAGAAAGAGCACCUGUCAGAUGCAGAAAAUAAUAACACUUGUAAUGAACAGACAAAUGUAGAUAAUCAGCCUGCUAAUUGCUUGAAAAAUUGCAGCAGCGAGCAAAUAGAAAAAAGUGAGGAACAUACUGAGAAUAAUGAUGUAGAAAAAGAAACAGAAUCUUCUCAUUCCGAGUCUUGUACUCAAGAUCCUCUGGGACUAGUUGAAGAGAAGGAAGAAGUUAAAAAAUUUGAGAACACAGGAAUAGAGGAUAAAAGUUUAUGUUUAAAAAGUGAUAUUUCUAAAAAUAUUUUUGAAGAAGAAAGUGAUGCAUUGGAAAAUCAAGACCAGAUAACUGGACUCUCAGAGGUAAAGGCAGAUAUAUGUACAGAUAAUCCUCCAAAUGAUUUUUUUACAUGUUCAGGACCUGAAAUUGAAGAACAACAAUCUGUAUCUAGUCCCCUAAGUGAAUUACCGGAUAAUUCAGAGUUAGUAACUAAUAAAGAAAAAAUUAUAGAGAAUUCCAUAGUAGAAAUUAUUGAUCAUAAAGAUACCGCAGUAAAAAUAGAAGAGUUUGUAGAGAGCACCAAGUUAGAAUCUUUUGAGGGAGAAAUUAUACAAACAGUGGACAAAAAGUCUGUUGAGAGCUCAGACAUCGAAUUCCUUGAGCAUGUUAAAACCGAAAGUACUGAAAUAACUAUAACUUAUGAAACAGUGGACAAAAAGUCUGUUGAGAGCUCAGACAUCGAAUUCCUUGAGCAUGUUAAAACCGAAAGUACUGAAAUAACUAUAACUUAUGAUACUUCCGAAAAUGAAAAUAUCAAUAGUAUUCAGGACUCUGAAAAUAAUUUUAAAAACAAUAACACCAUCAACGAGGGCAUAUCACUAGAAGAAAAGACUGAAUCGCUGGUUGUACAUCCCAGAUCUAUAGAGUUGUCUAAUACACACACUGAUCAGCUUCAGAAGCCUUUUAGUGAAGACAAUAAUGAAAUGAUACCUAUGGAGUGUGAUUCAUUUUGCAGUGAUCAAAAUGAAUCUGAAAUUGAACCAUCUGGAAAUGCUGAUUCUAAACAAUUGAAUGAAAAUUCCAUAGCAGACAACUCUGAAAACAAUAUGCCAUCAUCUGUUCCUGCAAAUGAAAAUGUUGAAACUGUAUCUCAACCAUCUGAAAGCCCAAUAGAUACGGUAGAUAAAACCAAAAAGCCUCGUACACGAAGAUCUAGAUUUCAUUCCCCAUCUACAACAUGGUCUCCCAACAAGGGCAGUGCACAAGAGAAGAAGCGAUCUCAGUCUCCAUCUCCCAAAAGAGAAACUGGAAAAGAGAGCAGGAAGUCUCAGUCACCAUCUCCUAAGAAAGAAUCUGCCAGAGGGCGGAGAAAAUCUCGUUCUCAGUCCCCAAAAAAAGAUGUCACAAGAGAAAAGAGGCGAUCUCAGUCUCGGUCUCCAAAAAGAGAUAGUACCAGAGAAAGCAAACAAUCUGAGUCAUUGUCCCCAAGAAGAGAUACUUCUAGAGAGAACAGAAGAUCUCAGUCAAGAGUGAAAGAUUCCUCCCCAAGAGAGAAGUCCAGGUCCCAGAGCAGAGAAAGAGAAGGUGAUAGAGAUGGGCAAAGGAGAGAUCGAGAUAGAGAAAGGAGAACCAGAAGGUGGUCUAGGUCCAGAUCUCGUUCUAGGUCACCAUCAAGAUCUAGAACAAAAUGUAAGAGUUUAUUAUUUGGUAGAAAUGACAGAGAUAAUUACCCUCCCCGGUGGAAGGAAAGAUGGACAAAUGAUGGUUGGAGAUGUCCACGAGGGAAUGAUAGGCACAGAAAGAGUGACCCAGAGAAACAGAAUGAAAAUACAAGAAAAGAAAAAAAUGACAUCAAUCCAGAUACUGAUGAUCCAAAUUCCACUGACAAACAUAGAAAUGACUGCCCCAGUUGGGUAACAGAAAAAAUAAAUUCUGGGCCUGAUCCGAGAACCAGAAAUCCAGAAAAGUUAAAAGACUUUCACUGGGAAGAAAAUAGAAAUGAAAAUUCAGGGAAUUCUUGGAACAAAAACUUUGGUUCAGGUUGGAUGUCUAACCGUGGUAGAGGUAACCGUGGCAGAGGCACAUACAGAGGUAGUUUUGCCUAUGCAGAUCAGAACAAAAAUAGGUGGCAAAACCGAAAACCCCUCUCAGGGAAUUCAAACAGUUCAGGGAAUGAGUCUCUCAACUUUAUGGAACAGCAGCCCUAUAAGCGGAAAAGUGAGCAAGAGUUUUCAUUCGAUACACCUGCAGAUAGAUCUGGGUGGACAUCUGCAUCUAGUUGGGCUGUGAGAAAGACUCUGCCAGCCGAUGUGCAAAAUUAUUAUUCACGAAGAGGCAGGAAUUCUUCAGGUCCACAGUCUGGAUGGAUGAGACAAGAGGAGGAAACAACUGAACAAGAUUCUAACCUAAAAGACCAAACAAACCAACAAGUUGAUGGUUCUCAACUUCCUAUAAAUAUGAUGCAACCACAAAUGAAUGUAAUGCAGCAACAAAUGAAUGCACAACACCAGCCUAUGAAUAUUUUCCCAUAUCCAAUGGGUGUUCAUGCUCCUUUGAUGAACAUCCCGCGCAAUCCAUUUAGCAUGCAUCCUCAGCUACCCUUGCAUCUCCAUACAGGAGUGCCUCUCAUGCAGGUAGCUGCUCCUACCAAUGUAUCUCAGGGACUGCCGCCACCACCACCCCCUCCCCCGCCAUCCCAGCAGGUCAACUACAUUGCUUCACAGCCAGAUGGAAAGCAAUUGCAGGGUAUUCCUGGUGCUUCUCAUGUAAGUAGUAACAUGACCGCACCAGUCUUGCCUGCUCCGACAGCUGCUCCAGGAAAUAUGGGAACAGUUCAGGGACCAAGUUCUGGUAAUACUUCAUCAUCAAGUCACAGCAAAGCCUCUAAUGCUGCUGUAAAAUUGGCAGAAAGCAAAAAAUUGCAAAUUCAAGAAAAAGCAGCACAAGAAGUAAAAUUAGCUAUUAAGCCAUUUUACCAAAAUAAAGAUAUCACCAAGGAAGAAUAUAAAGAGAUUGUACGAAAAGCAGUAGAUAAAGUUUGUCAUAGUAAGAGUGGAGAAGUAAAUUCUGCUAAAGUGGCAAAUCUGGUUAAAGCCUAUGUAGACAAGUACAAAUAUUCACGGAAGGGGAGCCAAAAGAAAACUGUGGAAGAACCUGUGUCUACUGAAAAAAACAUAGGCUGAGAUGGGGAGCAUUAUAAAUGACGUUAUCAAGAUAUCUGCAAAGUGCAAUUUCAACAUGUACCAUUAACUGAAAAAUCAUACAUAACUGUGAUUGAAAUUUGGUUUUGAUAAAAUUAUUUUUUUUAAUGUAGGGUAUAAUGUUUUGUUUUAAGUAAAUAUAGUCUGCACUGCAACUUCUAUAUCCUUCCUUCCCCCACUCAAAAAUAAAAAAUUCAUGGGAAAGUAAAGGGUUUAAAGGAAAGUGCAUUUUUAUUAGGACUGUGUUUUGUUGAUACUGGAAGAUGUACAGCUUUUCAGUUAGAACAGUGGAGUGCAUAAAUUAGAAACUUCUAAGUGCACUGAUUUUCAAAAAUAUAUAUGUAUAUAUAUAUAAUACAUUUAUUCUGUCAGACUAAAAAAUGAAGUAUGAUCUUUACGAUUUUUCCCUUUAAUUAUAGAAAGUUAAAUAAUGUAUUACCAUGAAAAAUACUUCUAAUAUUAAAUAGAACAUACCAAUUGCAGGAUUCUUAAUGUGUAUUUUUAAAGCACAUAACUGAAUGAAUUGCUUAGAUAGAAAACAAAUUAUCAUGAGUAAGAUUUAAUAUUCAAAAGUUUGAGACACUCUUCACCUAUUGUAUUACCAAUAAAGGUUAUGCUGCUUGUUUUCCUUUUGUGCCUUUUUUUUUUCCCUCCAGUUAAAGAUGAAGCAGUUCUAUUUGCCAUAUUCUUACUUUGGCAUUUCAGAAUCUUUGUUAAAUUUCAAAGACCAAUUUUGAGAAAGUAUUGACUUUGUAGAAAUUAUGUUCGUUCAUAAUAUCGUCCAUUCAUCACAGAUAAUUAUUUGUGCCAACUGGAGAAUUGCUGUUAAAUGGUGAACCUUCCCUUCCUUGGGACUAAGGUAGAAUUACAAGACUCACUUUCUGGGCUUCAGGUGGUUACUCAUCUGUCUAAUCACUGAUGAAAUUCUUUUCACACUUGAGAAAUCUCUAAAUGUGUUACGUAGAAUAAAAUGUUAAUUUGUUGACCAUGUAGUGACCAUUAGCCAUGUUGCUAAAUUCUAGACAUUAAAGCCCUUCUUUUGGAAAUGGAAAGGAAAAUUAAAUAGAGUCACAGUUGUACUUUCCAGGGACUUGGGUUUGGGCAUUUUUUUUUUUUAAGUAUUAGAAUAUGUUAAUUUUUAUAAAAGGUAAGUUUAAAUGUUUAUUUUAAUUGGCAUCUUUAAAUAAAAAUAGGUUUUCUCCAUGGUAAAAACUGUCUUUCAUUCCAGUAACAAUUUUCAAUAGAUACCAAAUAACUGGAAAGCUAUUCAGAUGUUAAUGGAUCCAAAGUAAACAUGCCUCAGUGAGAAAAACUGACCCUUUUACUAGCUAAACUAUUUAGUGAAAGCAGUACUCUAUAGGACUAGGCUUUUAUAAAGUAAUGCUUGUUUGUUUCUCAGUUUUAUGUGCAUAAUAAUACUCUCCUGGUGCUAGCUUUGAUAGGCAAAAUAUUUUGAAAUAUUGGACACCAUAAUGAUUGUACUAGUUCAUAUACUUUGUUAGGUUAUGAAUGAGUGUAAUCCUAAAAAUAUUUCCAAGCAUUUUUUGAUCUUCAACAUUUCUGGGCAUUUGUAAUAUGGUAUUCUAUUGACACAUAUAUUUUUACUUAAAGGUUGUGUUUAGCUUAUGAUCGGGAAAGAAGUUUCGAAGUGUGUUUCUUCUAAUAAAGUAUUAAGGUAGUGUUUUAAAUAUCAGUGCAUACCUCCUCAGUUUCUAGAACAAGUGAAACAAUUGUGCAGGCUUUCAGUCUAUUUUGAGUUAAGGCUAGUUCACACUUUGAAAUUUUUGAAAUAAAUUGCUGUGCCUACAUUGAUUAAUCACAUAGUACAUAUUUUUCCUGCAUUUUCUUUCAGUAAUAUUUAGGAACUGGGUGGCAUUUUAAACAUUUUAAUACUGUUUAGCUUUUGCAAAAAUAAUUGAAAGUUUUGAAGAAAAACUAGGUGGUGGUAUGAUCAAGAGUUAAUGUCUCAUAUCCUUGGUAGAAUUCCUGUGAAUUAUUUCCACCAUUUAAAAAAAAUAACAGGUAUAUAUCAAUUCUGGUUGGGGCACUAGUUAGACAGCAUAACUAAAAUGAAGUGUUACUGGAUUAGAAUUCAAAGUUUUUAAACUUUGAAAUGUUUAAUAACAUUAAGAGAAUGCAUGCCUUAUGUUAAAAAAUGCUUUAGUUUUCCAUUUUUGCUUCUUUUUAAAAAAUUGACAUUAAUUUUGCAUAUGCACAAAUUUAAUCAAAAACAUUUUAUGGACUCUCUUAUUUGUCGUUAUUUAUCAAGGUUCAGUAUUGGCUUGAUCUUUGAUAUCUUUAGUCACAUUGACUGAUGUCUUAGGCUAUAAAGAUGCCUAGAAAUCUGAGACAAAUAGUAGUUACCCAUUAACAUUCCAAAAAUUUUGUCAUUUGUUUUUUGUUGUUUUUGUUUUGGUGAAUACCGCAUUUUCUCCACUACCUUCCUUCAGAUGUCCACAGUGUGUACUACUUUAAUGUUCCUCCCUUUAAAAGAUGUAGCUUCAGAAGUUAAGUUGUUGCCCCAGGGCCAUGAGACAUUGUAGUAUGAGGUUGGAGUGCUGUCUACUGAAACAAUACUCUUAAAUAUGUAGUGUGUAAUAUUUUCUAAUAAAUUCUUUUGAUAAACAA
This is a messenger RNA of Tupaia belangeri chinensis (Chinese tree shrew), 7268 nucleotides long. RefSeq names its product SR-related CTD associated factor 11 (gene SCAF11). NCBI's taxonomy places the organism in Eukaryota, Metazoa, Chordata, Mammalia, Scandentia, Tupaiidae. Gene Ontology annotation, molecular function: RNA binding. The record is from RefSeq and is a predicted model, not a curated record. The transcript has 16 exons. The coding region runs from base 201 to 4622 and encodes 1473 amino acids. Gene Ontology annotation, biological process: spliceosomal complex assembly.